Eruca vesicaria subsp. sativa (arugula) is the source of this 462-nucleotide messenger RNA. The record is from the annotation of a GenBank genome assembly. Lineage: Eukaryota; Viridiplantae; Streptophyta; Magnoliopsida; Brassicales; Brassicaceae.
AUGGUUCUUCAAAAUGACAUCGAUCUCCUAAACCCUCCAGCUGAGCUGGAGAAGAGAAAGCACAAGCUCAAGCGUCUCGUGCAAACUCCUGACUCCUUCUUCAUGGACGUUAAGUGCCAAGGAUGCUUCAACAUAACAACUGUGUUCAGCCACUCGCAAACAGUUGUAGUGUGUGGAAACUGUCAGACUGUUCUGUGCCAGCCCACCGGUGGUAAAGCUAGGCUCACUGAGGGUUGCUCUUUCAGGAAAAAGUGAAAAAUCAUCAUCUUCUUUUCACAAAAUGUUGCUGUGAUAUUCAGUUUGUUUUUCUUGCUUUACUAGUUUUUAUUAUUAUGUUCCUUGUUACUUUUUUUUUCUUAUGAAAAGAUUUUGAAGACAUGAAACUACUACAGUAGUUGAGUUAUUAAUCCUAUGCUUUCUUUUAGUUUAAAUCACAUCACAGGCUGCUUCAGUUGUCUGGUU